ACCUCAAGGGUAGUUCGAUCUGAGGAUCUGAUCCUAUGUGUGACAGUUGCUGGCCCCCGUCUCUGUUCUUGGCUGGCUUGUUCUUCAGGAUGUGUAUCUCUUACCUCCAUUUUUCCAAAUUACGAUUUCAUGUACCACACAUCCUCAGACCCCACAAUCCCAGUGUUCAGUUGACAGACAUUGUCAGGGACCACUGUCUGCCAUAGCACUGACAAAGUCAUUAUAGUGUCUCGAUGAAAUGUCUAUGUGAGGUAAAUUUCGUAUUGUUUGUGAUCUUAGAUCUAGAAAUACGUCAAGAACGGGGGCUGAUGAAUCCUUUCGAGAAUACUUUGCACUUGUAGUAUCCAGAGAUAUCAGCAAGCAUCUCUUGCUGUGUAGCCUGAUGUCGGGAAUACAGGGACCCUAGGAUUAGGAAGUAACUUAACUUCUGAGUAAUAAGAGGGGUCAAGGCAAGGAUUGAUUGAAAGAAAUAGGGUCACUAAAAACAUUCUGUCCCACUAACCCAGUAGCUGGUUCCUAUUGUGUCUAUUUUGACCUCAUGACCACAUGACUUUAAUAAAACUGGGGUGUCUUCUUCGACUGGCAUGUUGGUUCAAAAUGAGGCCAAGGAUGAUUCAGAUGUCUCACCAGGUUUGUUUACGCAGAGUGAUUGAAAUUUUUCAUUGAAAUAUUUGAUGGUCACAUGUGCCGUGUUGACGUUGUAUUCAUGUUGGAUGUCAUCAUUGUCAUGACCUUUAUAACUUCUAAACAAAAGGGCUUUUUAAGUUAACCUUCACACCCCAGUUUGUGGAAUGGACUCUUCUCAUUCAUUGACAGGCUAAGUCUAUACAGGGAAAUCAGGUGGAAAAGCUUGAUCAUUUUGUGGCUUGAUGUGAACAGUGUGGCUGUCAAAGAAGGAUACGUGUUCAAAAUUUCCUGGGCCGUUUCAGAAAAAGUUGGCUUGUUGGUUUGGUGUUUAGAUGGCCCUAAUACGAGAGUUUAAUGCUCACUGGAACAGUCUUAGUCCUGGCAACAAAGUAGCUGCAGGUCUCAUAGCUUUGAAUGUUGGUGUGUUUCUCCUGUGGAGGAUACCAGCUUUAGAGCCUUUCAUGGUUAGGUUUUUUUGCUCAAAUCCAGCAUCAGGUGCUCCAUUGUGGUCAAUGGUUGGUGCCACGUUUAGUCACUAUUCCUUCUUCCACUUGGCCGUCAAUAUGUACGUGUUGUGGUCGUUCUCAAAUAUCAUAGGCAGGGUACUAGGAAAGGAACAGUUUCUAGGAGUUUACAUGACUGCCGGUAUGGUGUCGUCAUUAUUUAGUUAUGCCGCCAAAACAAUACGACCGAGUCUCAUACCAUCGUUAGGGGCAUCUGGAGCAAUUAUGGCCAUUCUAGGAGCGACAUGUAUAGCAUUCCCAGAUUCAAGACUUAGUAUAGCAUUUAUAGGCGAUCUGGUACCACAUUCGUUUUCUGCCGAUAGUGCCAUGAAGUUUCUGAUAGCAUUUGAUACAAUUGGCUUAUUACUCGGGUGGAAGUAUUUUGAUCAUGCAGCACAUUUAGGAGGAAUGCUCUUUGGAAUCUGGUAUAUGAAAUAUGGAAAUAAAAUAAUCUGGAGAAAACGAGAGAGCUUCCUUAGGCAUUGGCACGAAAUAAGGGGGAAACCAAGAUAGUGCAGGAAGAGAGACAUUACUAGAAACUAAAUAUUUAUACAACACUGUUAUCAUGAUACAUCAAUUGCUAUCAAGUUAAGAUAAGAUGGACUGAAACAGUUUUAUUUCAGUGUUUUUAGAUUGUUAUGUUGGUAAACUUUAAAGGGAGUCUAAAGGCAGGAACAGUUACACAACAUUGCCAAUAGAUGUCUCUCUUAUCUCACAGGUCACAAUACUAAAUCAAACAUGACUUUCAUUUAUGUUUGUGCAUAUUAGUCACCCGAAAGACAAUCAAUUUGACCCAGUAGCUCCUCGUACUGCCUAUAUUCCUCCUUUAAUGAGCAUUUCAUUUUGACAUUUGGGGUCAGAUGAAAUUGCCAUUCCUGAGAAUCAGUAGAGAGAAGAGCUAAGCUGAUGAGUAUAUUUGGAAGUAUGAUGAACUUGAUAUUUUGGGUUUGUGAUCAUGUGAGAAUAAAAUGUGUUGAUGCUAUUUAGGCGGUUUUGGUGCAUGAGCCGGACAUCGGCAGAUUACACCCAAUAUAGGCCUUAUGUGCAGGCACCGUUCAAGCAGGCAAAUGGUGUGAACAGUAUUUACCAGAUGUCGGUUUUAUGUUAAAAUAAUAUUGGCUCCACCGAGUGGCUUGGUUUGUGAAGAAAAAUAUAAGUUUUCUACGACAA
Lineus longissimus is the source of this 2300-nucleotide messenger RNA. Its product is annotated as presenilin-associated rhomboid-like protein, mitochondrial. The transcript has 7 exons. Gene Ontology annotation, molecular function: serine-type endopeptidase activity. NCBI's taxonomy places the organism in Eukaryota, Metazoa, Nemertea, Pilidiophora, Heteronemertea, Lineidae. The record is from RefSeq and is a predicted model, not a curated record. Gene Ontology annotation, cellular component: membrane. Bases 960 to 1643 code for a protein of 227 amino acids.